Acaulospora morrowiae is the source of this 1427-nucleotide messenger RNA. NCBI's taxonomy places the organism in Eukaryota, Fungi, Glomeromycota, Glomeromycetes, Diversisporales, Acaulosporaceae. The record is from the annotation of a GenBank genome assembly.
AUGUUCCCUCCACUUCCCACUGAAACAUUUCGAGAAAUUCUCAAGUAUUUAGAUUUCCGUUCUCUGGGUAGUUGUGUCUUGGUGAAUAAAUCAUGGUUUAUUAAUGCAGUUGGUCUACUAUGGCAAGAUCCUUUUGAAUCAUUGAGUGAAGAUAAGGAAAUCAUCUCACGGGGCCCAAAACUUAUCCGAACUUACAUAUCAUGUUUAUCACUCACAUCGCGAAAAAAACUUGAAUGCUUUCAAUUAUUAUCACCGGCCAUCACUUCGAACAAAGCAACCAUCAUUUACGCGUCUCUCUUGGUUAACCUUGAUUAUUUGCUGUUGGUGUCAUCGAUACAACAGUGGAUUAAAGUUUCGUUGGGAGAGAAGGAUGCGGAUAAAAAUUUGGAUCGAAAAGAAAUGGAAAAGGAAGUUAUAAUAGAACUAUGUAGUUUGUUUUUCCAGAAGUGCACAAAUCUACGCAAACUCGGAUUUCUUCCGCGUGGGUAUACUUAUAUCUUUGCAGAAAAUUAUCUUCAGAAUACAACAUUUAUUCGACUAGAUGAACUUCCCAAUGCUGAAAGUUGUUUGUCGCAUCUGGAAGAGUUGAGAUGUUUUGGCUUAACGCCUAAUGAAGUUUUGUGCCGGAUAGCAGAAAUAUCAAAGAAUCUUAAAGUAUUGGACAUUCGAGAUGGUGCGGAAGGCAACAAAGGGUUAAGGAAUUUAUUUGAAGUUCAAACUAAUCUUCGGGAAUUCACGAUAACCACCACAGAACCAUUGUCACUAAUUUCAAUAUCUUUACGUAAAAAAGUACAAAAUUUACGAAAGAUCAACAUAUACUGUCAUGAUCACAUACCCCUCGGGAUAUUUGAAGGUGUGACAAAUAUACAGGAGCUUACCCUAUGUGAUGAUCUUCGAUUUGCACCCGUGACUAGAGUAGACCAUGUGAAGCAGUUCAAUUCGAAUCUCACGAAACUAGAAGUAUUGGAUUUGACCUUAAAAGAUCGAAAUCUUCUACAGAUCUCAUCCCUAAUUCGUAAAACAAAUGGUAGUUUACUUCAGGUUUCUUUACAUUUUGGACGUCCCCUUGACUCCCAAAAUUUUUCUGCCUUGACUAGCACAAUUUCUAGCGCAUGUCCCAAACUGAAACAACUGAUCCUCCGUGUUCCUAAUGACACCAUUUCGAAAAUACCAUUGCUAUUUACCUCGUGUACCUCACUCGAGUGUGCGACAUUUGUUGGUGAUUCUAGUGAUAUUAGUGAAACUUUGAUAGAAAUGGGUGUCAAUUUACCGCGGAGUCUGACAACACUGUGCUUGAAUCCCGAAAGAUGGAAAUAUAGCGAGGAAUCAAUAAACUCUUUCCUUGAACAUUGUGAAAAAAGAUUAAAAGCUUUGCCGUUGAAAUUUGCUCGAAGCAAAUCAAUGGUGAAAUCAAAAGUUUUGGAUUU